Molecule: messenger RNA, 1287 nt
Organism: Cercospora beticola
Lineage: Eukaryota; Fungi; Ascomycota; Dothideomycetes; Mycosphaerellales; Mycosphaerellaceae
Product: isopenicillin N synthase family dioxygenase
Molecular function (GO): 2-oxoglutarate-dependent dioxygenase activity
Source: RefSeq, a predicted model, not a curated record
CGACACAAGUGAAGUUGUGGCGAAGUCCGAUCGCCACUAGCCAGAUGAGGAAACAAGGGCCUUCCAACUCAGAGGCGCCGGCACUUCAGCUACCUCCUACAUGCACACGUACUUCACGGUACUACUCAAACACGCAACCGUCACAAUGAGCGAUCCGCUCCAAAUACCUGUCAUCGACAUCAGCUCCGCGAACCAGAGUGCGCCUUCAGAACUGCUCGAAGCCGCAUGCCGGUUUGGCUUUGUAUUCGUGGCCAACGAUAACGAAGCUGGCAUUUCACCCGAUUUAAUCAACAAGCUCUUUGGCAUUUCGCAAGACUUCUUCGCUUUGCCCAGAGAAGUGAAGGAAAAGGUUUCGAUCAGUUCGAACAAAGCGGGCAAGAAUCAUGGCUGGUUGAGUCAAGGCGUCGAAAAAUUGGAUCCUGGUGUACAGAAGAGGCCAGAUGUGAAGGAAGCAUUCAAUCUCGGUCUCCCGAAUCCAGAUGGCACUUUCGAGCAAGCACUACCUGAUCUCCUUCAAACCCACAUCCAGUCCAUAAUCGACUUCGAAGACGCGUGCUACGACCUUUGCCAGAGAAUCCUCACACACUUCGCCACUGCCCUCUCUAUACCUCAGGAUUGGUUCACUUCACGCCAUGACAUCUCAAAAGGACCAGCAGGGAGCGUUUUCCGAUUUCUGUACUAUCCCGAACAAAACGCACAGAACGACGAAGUCGACAUUCGUGCAGGAGCUCACAGCGAUUAUGGUUCCAUCACUUGUCUCUUCCAAUUACCCGGUCAACCCGGCCUUGAGAUCAAGACUCCCAGUGGAGCCUGGGCGCCAGUCCCCGUCAACCCAUUAGGCAAAGAAGGACCUUUGCCAAUCUUGGUCAACAUUGGUGAUCUGCUGGAAGACUGGACUGGCGGGUUGCUCAAGUCAACUGUCCACCGAGUGGUAUUUCCAAAGGAGAGAGCGGGUGACCGAUACUCUAUGGCGUAUUUCUGUCAUCCGCUCGACGAGGCUUUGCUGGAACCAGUUCCAAGCAAACUGGUCGAACAGCACGCAAAUCGCGAAGGCAGGAGAAACGGCAAAGAGGGGCUCACAGCAAAGGACCACUUGAUGGAGAGACUGGCGGCAACAUACAAGGUGAAUUAGAAGAGACCUGGUUUCAUUCAUGACGAGUUUUAUGUAUCCUAUACUCCAUCCAGACCGCUGAAGUGAAGCAAAAAAACAUCAAGGUUUUGUCACACGUCCCCGCCAAAUGCAAUGACAUGCCCAAGGGUCGUGAGAAGUUUAUCGUAAGUCGGAGA